This is a messenger RNA of Ectocarpus sp. CCAP 1310/34, 275 nucleotides long. The record is from the annotation of a GenBank genome assembly. NCBI's taxonomy places the organism in Eukaryota, Phaeophyceae, Ectocarpales, Ectocarpaceae.
UGCAAGCCUGCUCAUCUGCUGUGAAUUACUGUUGUAAAGUACUGCUGUACAGCAGUACAAUGUAUUCCUGCUGAAUAUUUGUGUGACGUAGACUGGUGAGUCAACCGUGUAACGAACGGCACAGGCUCGCGCCCGACAUAAAUGCGACGAAAACGCACACACCACACAUGAACAACAUACUACUGCUGUUGGCAGCAAAAAUAGGGUGUACAGCACAUAUUCCGGAGUAUACAUUCAAAAACCAACCGUUACCUUUGACCAAGAUGAAUAUUUAA